UUUCAUCAAUCACCAUUCUCUCUUCUCCAAAAUUGUAUGGGCUUUAGACUCGAUCCUCAAAAAUACCAAUCAAAAUCAUCCAAAUGUUGUCGACAUUUUGUUCUCUCUAUAUCACCUUCAUAUUCCUCGACAUGAUCCAAGGAUGUUUAGGGACUACAUUCCAAUUGGUCAAUAGAUGUGACUACACGGUCUGGCCGGGUACACUAUCCAACUCGGGCAGCUCCGGUCUAGACACAACCGGUUUCGAACUCCAACCCGGUUCCACCCGCUCCAUCACGGCCCAAUCGGGUUGGUCCGGCCGGUUCUGGGGCCGGACCGGCUGCUCAUUCGACCCAGCCACCGGCCGCGGCAGCUGCGCCACGGGCGACUGCGGCUCCGGCCAAAUGGAAUGCAACGGCUUAGGAGCGGCGCCGCCGGCCACCCUCGCGGAGUUCACGGUGGGGUCGUCGGGGAGUCAGGAUUUCUACGAUGUGAGCCUCGUCGACGGGUACAACCUGCCGAUGAUAGUGGAGGCGGGGGGCGGGACGGGGGGCUGCGGGGCGACCGGGUGCGUGGCGGAUCUGAACCGGAUGUGCCCGGAGGAGCUUCGGGCAGGGGGCGGGCAGGGCUGCAAGAGCGCAUGCGGGGCCUUCGGGACGCCCGAGUACUGCUGCAGCGGCGAGUUCGGGUCGCCGGAUAAGUGCCGGCCGACGGCGUAUUCUUCGAUAUUCAAGAAUGCGUGCCCGAGAUCGUAUAGCUACGCGUACGAUGAUCCUACGAGCACCUUCACUUGUAGCGGAGCCGAUUAUACCAUUACGUUUUGCCCUUCGCUCACAAGUAAAAAAUCUUCAAGUUGGUCACCAACUACAAAUGGGCAACCAGCACCGGCCGCGGCCACUGCCAGUGGCUCACACUCUCAUCCAGCCGAAGAUAGUCUGGCGACGUGGCUCCCGACUUUUGUCACCGGUGGCACAUCACAUCUUUCACCGAACCCUAAUCACAUUAUUUGUGUUGCGACGACAAUAACAUUGUUUGCAUUUCUUUUGUGGUAGAAUUCGUAUUUUAGUUUAGCAAAUUGUUGUUAGGAUAUGGAGCACAUUGCCAAACAAAAGAUUUUUUUGUGUAGAGAAACUUCAUAAGAGAAUCAUCCUUCAAUUAGUACUACUUACUACUAUUUUUUUGUAGUUUCUUGACUUCUUCCUUAGGAUGUGUUUAUGAUACUAGUAGUUGAUGGAA
Messenger RNA from Salvia splendens (bonfire salvia), 1215 nucleotides. Its product is annotated as thaumatin-like protein 1. The transcript has 3 exons. Lineage: Eukaryota; Viridiplantae; Streptophyta; Magnoliopsida; Lamiales; Lamiaceae. Bases 84 to 1031 code for a protein of 315 amino acids. The record is from RefSeq and is a predicted model, not a curated record.